AUGGCCGCGGAUUUAUAUGAUUGUUCUGUAAUGGAACAUAGUUCGUCCUCAUGUUCACCCUUUCCGCCGCGUCUCUCUCCGUCUAAGGAGCCAGAGUUCUGGAACAGAAUGGAGGAAGCCACCCGUGAGAUUAUAGAGCAUGUUCAUCCAACACUUGUGUCCGAGGAACGGAGAAGAGAUGUGAUUGAUUAUAUGCAAAGAUUUAUCAAAACGAGAGUUGGAUGCGAGGUGCAUUCUUUUGGAUCAGUCCCAUUGAAAACGUAUCUUCCUGAUGGAGAUAUUGAUCUCACAGCUUUUGGUGGACCCUGGAGCGAUGAAGAACUGGCCCAAAAAGUUUUCACUGUGCUUAAGAAUGAGAUACAAAAUGUGGAUGCCGAGUUUAUAAUUAAGGAUGUCAAGUUGAUACGUGCUGAGGUUAAGCUUGUGACAUGUUUGGUGCAGAACCUUGUGGUUGAUAUCUCUUUUAAUCAGCUCGGUGGGAUUUGUACUCUGUCCUUUCUCGAGAAGAUUGAUCAGCUCAUUGGAAAGGACCAUCUCUUCAAGAGAAGUAUCAUACUCAUCAAAGCUUGGUGCUACUACGAGAGCCAUAUUCUCGGGGCCGUUCAUGGAUUGAUUUCCACAUAUGCUCUGGAGACGUUGGUCUUAUAUAUUUUCCAUCUCUUCCACUCAUCGUUGGAUGGUCCACUAUCUGUUUUAUACAAAUUCUUGGACUACUUCAGCAAGUUUGAUUGGGAUAAGUAUUGCAUUAGCCUGAAUGGACCUGUCUGCCUUUCCUCUCUACCAGAAUUUGUUGUUGAGACUCCGGAAAAUGGCGGGCAAGAUCUAUUGCUGACCAGUGAGUUCCUUAAUGGAUGUAUGGAGAUGUACACUGUACCUCCACGAGGUUUUGAGACAAACCAACGUGUGUUUACAUCAAAGUAUCUUAAUGUAGUUGACCCGCUUAAAGAAAAUAACAAUCUUGGUCGCAGCGUGAACAAAGCUAACUUCUAUCGCGUACGAACUGCAUUCACAUAUGGUGCUCGGAAGCUUGGGCAAAUCAUUUUGCAGUCAGAAGAAGACAUAAGUUCUGAGCUUCGCAAGUUCUUCUCGAACAUGCUACACAGGCAUGGGAAGGGCCAGAGGCCCGAUGUCCUUGAUGCUGUAAGGUACAUAUCACCUGCGUCAGCUGCCAACCAUUUCCAAAUGGUUUACGAUGGUAGGCAUGAGCAGGAACACUUGCUGUGUGCCGGAGCCAAUGUAUCGAGGACGGCCACAUCAGUUUCAGAGGAACAAGUUGGAGGAGACGCAAAAGAGUUUGCUACUGUGAGGAUACAAAGGCAUGAGAUUUCUGACCAUGUACGUGAUAAGGAAAGGGUCUCUCCUUUGAAUGGUAAGCAUCCAAAUUUUCUGUCUGACCUCACAGGGGAUAACGACAGUCAGCUCAACAGUUUGCGAUAUGGACGCUGGUGGCUUGAUUAUGUCCAAAACGGUCAUAUGUCUCCACAGUGGACUCAGUUUCCGAAUAACAAUCCAUGGGAAGUGUUUCCACACCCACUGCCAUUCACCUGGAAUGCCCCUGGUCUAGUAAACGCCGAUGGCUUUCAUAUGAACCCUCACGUGAUUCCAGAUGCUAAUUUUGGUCUCGAGGAAUUGCCUAAGCUUCAAGGAAUAGGGACAUACUUCCCCAAUGUGAACCAUUACAGGGAUGAACCGUUCUUUUCAAGAAGAAACUCACGUCGUAACAACGGCCGUAGCAUGGCACACUUGCCAUCAGAAAUGAAUUUGGUUGACGGGAACACCCGUGAGCGACACCAUCAUCUUCAUCAUAGGACCAACCAAACAAAUGGUCCUUGUGAUAUGAGUCAAUCUGGUAUACUUGGAAGCUUCUCUGGUACCACCAAUGAGCCUAUAAAUCAUCCAAAUGAGCCUCUACCAGCUGAAGUACUCUACCAUCCUGAGGGCAGCCAGCAAAGUGAUAUCACAACAUCUAUACCCUCCUCGUCCAUGCAGGAAGCUAGGGUAACAGCUAGGAAGUCAUACCAUUUGACGGAUGAUCAGGAUUUCCCUCCUUUGUAG
Messenger RNA from Eruca vesicaria subsp. sativa (arugula), 2055 nucleotides. NCBI's taxonomy places the organism in Eukaryota, Viridiplantae, Streptophyta, Magnoliopsida, Brassicales, Brassicaceae. The record is from the annotation of a GenBank genome assembly.